Molecule: messenger RNA, 1437 nt
Organism: Ricinus communis (castor bean)
Lineage: Eukaryota; Viridiplantae; Streptophyta; Magnoliopsida; Malpighiales; Euphorbiaceae
Product: PTI1-like tyrosine-protein kinase At3g15890
Exons: 4
Coding region: 194-1276 (360 amino acids)
Biological process (GO): protein phosphorylation
Molecular function (GO): ATP binding; protein kinase activity
Source: RefSeq, a predicted model, not a curated record
AAACUAACUAGCUAGGCUGCAUUUUGUCUUUCACUAUAACUCCACAAGGCCUUAUUAUUCCAUUUUUCUUAGAAUUCUCCUCAUUUUUUGCCUUCUUUCUUGCUUCCUCCACCUCUUCUUUCCUUUCCAAUUCUCAUCCCUUGAUAUUAAUUAGGUUUCUUUAUUGAUCUUGCAAAUUUUUGUUCAAUAAAGUAUGACCUGGAAAUGUCUAUGCUGUGGCUUCCCUGAAGAAACAAAACCGAUCCGUUCAAGUAAUGAUAGGGAUUAUCCUUGGGAAAUAUACACUCUUAAGGAGCUUCUUCAUGCAACAAAUAAUUUUCAUAAUGAUAACAAGAUUGGAGAAGGCGGAUUUGGAAGUGUGUAUUGGGGUCGAACAAGUAAAGGCGUUGAGGUAGCAGUGAAAAGACUGAAGGCGAUGAGUGCAAAGGCAGAGAUGGAAUUUGCAGUGGAAGUAGAAAUACUUGGGAGGGUGAGACAUAAGAACUUGUUAGGUUUAAGAGGAUUUUAUGCAGGCGGAGAUGAAAGGCUUAUAGUCUAUGAUUACAUGCCUAAUCAUAGCUUAAUCACUCAUCUCCAUGGCCAACUCGCUUCUGAUUGUUUGCUUGACUGGACCCGGAGAAUGAAAAUAGCUAUUGGAUCAGCUGAAGGACUAGCGUACUUGCAUCAUAAAGCCAGUCCCCAUAUAAUACACAGAGACAUAAAGGCGAGCAAUGUUCUUUUAGACACAGAAUUCCAAGCGAAGGUUGCUGAUUUUGGAUUUGCAAAGCUGAUACCAGAUGGUGUUACUCAUUUGACCACCAGGGUUAAAGGAACUCUAGGAUAUUUGGCUCCAGAAUACGCUAUGUGGGGAAAGGUUUCUGAGAAUUGUGAUGUUUAUAGCUUUGGGAUUUUACUUUUGGAGAUAAUUAGUGCGAAAAAACCAUUAGAGAAAUUACCAGGAGGUGUUAAACGCGAUAUUGUUCAAUGGGUCACUCCAUAUAUUCAAAAGGGUGCAUAUGAUCAAAUCGCUGACUCUAGGUUGAAAGGUAGAUAUGAUCGAACACAGCUUAAAUCAGCGAUCAUGAUUGCGAUGAGAUGCACUGACAGCAAUCCUGAGAACAGGCCUAGCAUGACGGAAGUGGUAGAUUGGCUUAAGGGUGAUCUAAGGAAAAGGUCAAAGGAGGUGUCUUAUGUACAAAACAAAGUAGGGGAAGACGAGGACGAAGAGAACAACGAUAACGGUACUGAUUAUGAAGAAGGGUUUGGAAUGGAAAAAUUUCAUCUGAGAAUGAAAUAGACAGCCUCUUUAUUUAUUCAAUUGAUCUUAUUAUAUUGUUGUGGGUUAUUUUUUUCAAAGUGAUGUAAACAAAGAAAUAUGUCCAUUUUUAUUUUAUUAUAUAUUCAUUUGGAUUUAUACACAGUAUAUUACAAAUGAAAUGAAAAAAAUAAAAUUUUAUA